AUGAAUGCGGUUGAUGCAUCCGAGCACUUUGACAAGCCAUCCUACUCAACAGAACAGAGCCCUUCCCUUCUCACAGUCAUCCUCGACACCAACCCGGCAGCAUGGUCGUUACUCUCCCCAACCCUCCCUCUGUCCAGCGCCGUCGCCACUCUCCUAGUCUUCAUCAACGCUCACCUGGCUGCAAACUAUACCAACAAAGUGGCCGUGAUCGCCUCGCACUGCGACAAAGCCACAUGGCUCUAUCCCAGUCCGACCGACCAGAAGCUCCCUCGAUCCGCCGCCUCGACGGCCCGGGCCAAGCGACAACCUCAUCAUCAUCAAGACCCAUCUCUUCGAGAAGACGACCCCCCCAAAAGGCUGAAGCUUAAUGGCCCAGCAGGAGAUUAUCCUCCGGGCUCUUCAACAGCAGCAAACACCAGUAGCAAAUACCGGCCCUUCCGCCUCGUCGAGGAAAAGCUGCUUCGCAGUCUGACGUCGUUGCUGGCCAGCACGUCCCCCGAAGCCGUGGCUGGCUCCCCGUCCACCAUGAUCGCAGGCGCCCUCACCCUGGCCCUCUCCUACAUCAACCGGGAAUCCAUCCUACUCACCGAAUCGCUGGUCGGAUCAUCAAAUGUGAACACUGAUAAUGCCAGAGACCCCGCGGCCGCAGCAGCCGGAGAAGGGGCCACUCAAUCCCUCCAGUCACGCAUCCUCCUCAUCUCAGCAUCCCCGUCCACCGACCUGGCUCACCAGUAUAUCCCCAUCAUGAACGCCAUCUUCGCGUGCCAGCGGCUCUCAAUCCCCAUUGACAUCCUCCAACUCCCUCUCCCCGGCUCCUCUGCAGCACUCGCGGGAGCAACACCUUCUUCUUCUCCCACGGACUCAUCAUCGUCACACUCGAACUCACGCUCCCAACACUCCAACUCCACCGUCUUCCUCCAACAGGCCGCCGACGCAACCCACGGCAUCUUCAUCCCCGCCCACCUCGCCGCACCCCACGGUCCCCAUGGGCCCCACGGGCCCGACCCGAUCAAGACAGCGUCCCAGUCCCUGCUGACCUACCUCCUGACCAGUUUUCUGUCCAGCCCGCUGACCCGCGCUGCGCACUUGAUCCUCCCCACCCGCAUCGACGUCGACUUCCGCGCUGCCUGCUUCUGCCACCGCAACGUCGUCUCCGUCGGCUUCGUGUGCUCCAUCUGCCUGAGCAUCUUUUGUGAGCCGCCCGAGAACGGGGACUGCUUGACCUGCGGCACCCAUCUCGCUGUCGACGAGCGCGGCUAUGGGAAGACGCCCGUGGUCGUCGCCUCCAAAUCCAAGAAGAAGAGGCCGCAGCAGGCGGUGGCGCGGUAA
This is a messenger RNA of Fonsecaea erecta, 1329 nucleotides long. RefSeq lists its product as hypothetical. NCBI's taxonomy places the organism in Eukaryota, Fungi, Ascomycota, Eurotiomycetes, Chaetothyriales, Herpotrichiellaceae. The coding region runs from base 1 to 1329 and encodes 442 amino acids. The transcript has 2 exons. Gene Ontology annotation, cellular component: transcription factor TFIIH holo complex; transcription factor TFIIH core complex. Gene Ontology annotation, biological process: nucleotide-excision repair; regulation of DNA-templated transcription. The record is from RefSeq and is a predicted model, not a curated record.